AUGGCUAAUUUCGCUUUCGCAGAGGCACCGGUGGGCAUGGUCGCCACACUACUUACCAGCGAAGGCAAUGGUGGGGGCAAAGGUGCAGACAUAAAUACCAGUAAGUUAUGGUGUAUUGGCUGGCGAUACUAUGUCUCAACUAUACUGCAAUUCCAAAUUUACCGUGGCAUGUGUCGCGUUAGCGGCCAGUAUGUACCCGGGGACCCUCGGAAGCCACUGCAUCGUUGCGAUAUUUACCGACAUCCUGAGGCAGGAAAUCUACUGAAACGCAUCAUGGCCAAAGGUGCCUCCCAACCUUGGCAGCAAGUGCUUGAGGAAACACUAGGUGAGGGCCGCCUAGACGGCACAGCACUGCGGGAGUACUUCGCUCCAUUGGAAGAGUGGUUGCGGCUGGAGUCAUUGCGCACAAAUGAAUACGUGGGCUGGAACUACGACGGGGACUAUUGCAAGCGAAGCAUCGAAACAGCGAAUCUGCAAGUCACAGGUGGCUUCUAUAAUGGAGCUCCUCGAUCAGGUGCUACGAAAUCGACAACACUUUUGCUAAUGGGAUGGCUUGUGGUUUUAAUGCGGCGUCGAAACUGAAAAAAUAUUUGAAAAAUAUUGAGGGAAAUAUAAAUUUAGUGUGACGACCAUUCUUAGUUUUAUUUAGGGUAAAAACAACAUUUGUAAGAGAAAUGUGUAAAUAUGCAAUGAGAAAUGCUUUUUUUUGGUGCAACUAACUGAGCGUCACUUGUUCCAUGUACCAUUUUAUUAAUUUUGUUUGAAUCAGCAAAUAUCGGGAUAUCCAUAAAAUACUUGAGCAAUUUCAUGCCUGGUAAUCCAAGUAUUUUGGAUAUUGUCGUAAAUUUUUACAAAAAUUGGUUUAUUUGUAGGAUUCAGUAUAAUAAAAAGUGAGUUGAAAAAAUUUCAAUAAAAAAUAUAUUGGGAGGUUGAAUUAGUUUUAAAGGUUUUUUUCGAAGAUUUGGGGCUUUAUUGUGAAAAAACGGUACAAAAUAUUUUAUUCGAAGUAUUGGCCAUCGCUAGCUACAACUUUCGCCCAUCUUUCGGGCAAUUUCCGGAUGCCGUUUCUCCAAAAUUCUGGCCGCUGCUUGGCUAUCCAUGACUCAACCCAUAUUUUGGUAGCCUCGUACGAGGAGAACCGCUGGUCCGCCAAAUCGAGACUCAUAUGCCGGAACAAAUGAUAAUCGGAGGGAGCUAUGUCUGGACUAUACGGCGGGUGGGGUAACACUUCCCAGCCAAGCGUUCCAAGGUAUUUUUUGACAGGUUGAGCAACAUGCGGCCGAGCGUUGUCAUGUUGCAAAAUAACCUUGUCGUGCCUUUUUACCGUUUUGGGUUAUCGUAGUGGAUCCACUUUUCGUCGCCAGUCACCACCCGAUGCAAAAAACCCUUCCGAUUUUGUCGCUCGAUCAGCAAUUCGCACGUAAAAAGUCGCCGUUCGACGUCGCGCAGCUUCAACUCGUACGGGACCCAAUGU
This is a messenger RNA of Anastrepha ludens (Mexican fruit fly), 1474 nucleotides long. Its product is annotated as angiotensin-converting enzyme-related protein-like. Lineage: Eukaryota; Metazoa; Arthropoda; Insecta; Diptera; Tephritidae. The coding region runs from base 1 to 582 and encodes 193 amino acids. The transcript has 3 exons. Gene Ontology annotation, cellular component: plasma membrane. The record is from RefSeq and is a predicted model, not a curated record. Gene Ontology annotation, molecular function: peptidyl-dipeptidase activity; metallopeptidase activity. Gene Ontology annotation, biological process: proteolysis.